Exophiala xenobiotica is the source of this 1503-nucleotide messenger RNA. RefSeq lists its product as uncharacterized. Gene Ontology annotation, biological process: transmembrane transport. The record is from RefSeq and is a predicted model, not a curated record. Gene Ontology annotation, molecular function: transmembrane transporter activity. The transcript is spliced from 6 exons. The coding region runs from base 1 to 1503 and encodes 500 amino acids. NCBI's taxonomy places the organism in Eukaryota, Fungi, Ascomycota, Eurotiomycetes, Chaetothyriales, Herpotrichiellaceae. Gene Ontology annotation, cellular component: membrane.
AUGUCACAAAUGGAAGUCCAGAAAGAGAUGGGUGCGGCUCACUGCGAAGCCCCUUGCGAAGGACAGGCGAUAGGGAAAGAUAGCAAUGGGAUCAAGAUGCAUGAAGAGGUCGAGCUAUCUCCAGAAGAAAAAAGAGCAGAGCGCAAGCUGCUGUGGAAGCUGGACCUGACCCUUCUUCCUCUCCUAUCGUUGAUGUACUUUCUUGCUUCCAUGGACCGUGGUGACAUCGGUAACGCUGCAGUGGCUGGCAUGACAAAAGAGCUCGAGAUGACUUCCCAGCAAUACAGCAAUUGUGUUGCUUUCUUCUACAUCGGAUACAUCGUCUUUCAGCUUCCCGCGACUAUAUUCAUCCGGAAGAUACAGCCACAAUACCAACUGGGUAUAGCUAUGAUUGGCUGGGGGAUGGCCACUGCUGUUAUGUGCAAGGCUACCGACUGGGGCACCAUUGCUGGCUUAAGGACAGUCGUUGGGUCUUUUGAAGCCUUCCUCCAAGCAGGAGUUUUGUACUUGACGUUCUGGUACAAAUUAGAUGAAUUGGCUACGCGAGCUGCCAUCUUCUUUGCCAUGUCCGCCGUUGCAGGCAGCAUGAACGGGCUGAUUGCCUAUGGGAUAGAAAAUGACAUGAAGCUUGUGAAUGGCUGGCUUGCGUGGAGAUGGAUUUUCCUGAUCGAGGGCGUUAUAUCAGUUGGCUGUGGGUUCAUUGUCAUGCUGCUACUGCCCCCUGUACCGGAACGCGUACGGUGGAUGUUCAGCCCGGCUGAAAAAGAGAUAGCGAUUCGUCGGUCCAAGCAAGCUUUCAAUACGCCUCACACAGGCAUUAAAGUCCAUCAACUUAUUGCGGUGUUGAAGGACAGGAAGAUUUGGUGUUACGCAUUCUUCUAUAGCAUGAUGAACAUCAGCCUCACUUCGUUUUCCGGCUUCUUGCCUGUCAUAUUGCGCGGCUUGCAUUACAGUUCAGUGCGAACGCAACUCCUCACAAUACCGGUAUAUGUUUGUAUUGCAAUAACGCUCAUUCUUACGGGGAUUGCAUCGGAUAAGACCAAGAGACGGGGGGUUUACCUUGCUGGAUCUUUCGCCUUGGCCGCGGCUGGCUGGUUGAUGUUACUGAUUAGCAAGAAUCGACGUCUGUCAUACGCGGGCUGUUUCUUGGUUGGCAUGGGUACUUUUCCCCAAGUCAUACUGAUACAGUCUUGGAUGAACGUCAACGUUAUCGGCUAUACAAAGAGGGCUGGUGGACUAGCAUUCAUCAUGAUCUGCGGUCAGUGCUUUGCCGUCAUGGGGCUGGAAAUCUUUACGGAUGCCCCAAAGUACCACCGAGGCAAAGGUCUUGGGUUUACUGCCUCAGCCCUGUCCGCGAUGCUGGUUCCAGUCUUUAUGCUGUUCAUCAACCAUCUGAAUAAGAAAAAAGACAAAAACCAGCACAGUCUAGAGGCGGCGGAAAAGCGUAGGCUUGGGGUCGAAGAAAUUGGUGAUGAUCACCCCGAUUUCAGAUUCUGGCUAUGA